This is a messenger RNA of Puccinia graminis f. sp. tritici CRL 75-36-700-3, 1348 nucleotides long. RefSeq lists its product as uncharacterized. Lineage: Eukaryota; Fungi; Basidiomycota; Pucciniomycetes; Pucciniales; Pucciniaceae. Gene Ontology annotation, biological process: manganese ion transmembrane transport; Golgi calcium ion transport; Golgi calcium ion homeostasis. The transcript is spliced from 4 exons. The record is from RefSeq and is a predicted model, not a curated record. Gene Ontology annotation, molecular function: calcium ion transmembrane transporter activity; manganese ion transmembrane transporter activity. The coding region runs from base 83 to 985 and encodes 300 amino acids. Gene Ontology annotation, cellular component: Golgi apparatus; fungal-type vacuole membrane.
UUUGAAUGCAGACAACAACGAGACAACAACAAGCAAGCAAGCUCGAAUUCUAUGUCACUACAUUCCAAUAUCGAUCCUCACCAUGAGCACAACGACUACCGUCCUACCACCUCAACCGGUCCUCUUCCCUUCGCUGGCUGGUCUGGAUAGAGCCAUUGCUAUGAUCAUCGUCUCAGAGAUCGGAGACAAAACUUUCCUACUCGCUGCCUUACUAGCGAUGCAGCACCCACGACUGAUCGUCUUCACCGGUGCAUUCCUAGCCCUCCUGGUCAUGUCGGUCCUCUCGGCUGGAUUGGGACACGUCUUGCCCACACUGAUCUCACGUCGGUAUACCGUCCUGGCUGCAUCGGCACUCUUUCUAGUCUUUGGUCUCAAGAUGGUUCGGGAAGGGAUGGAGAUGGAGGGCGGGACGGGAAAGGUGCAGGAGGAGAUCGAAGAAUUGGAACACGAGAUUAGGGAGAAGGGCGAGGAUCUCGAACCAGAACAUACUCGACUGGAGGAAGCACGUCCUACGGCUCGUUCACGCCAGCUCACCGGAAAUAAGGCUUCCUUCAAACGAUCUCGCUCGCAAGAGAAACAGAAUGGACUCAAGAACCUCGUCUAUCUACUCAUCUCACCCGUCCUCAUCCAAACCUUCAUCAUGACUUUCCUAGCCGAAUGGGGAGAUCGUAGUCAAAUCUCAACGAUCGCCUUAGCUGCUGCUCAUAAUGUUUACAUCGUCUCACUGGGAACUGUUCUUGGUCAUGCAAUCUGUACAUUCUUCGCCGUCAUGGGAGGUCGAUGGUUAGCUACAAAAAUCUCAGUAAAAUACGUCACUCUGGGGGGAGCAAUCUUAUUCUUGAUCUUCGGUCUCCUGUAUCUCUACGAAGGCUUGACAUGGCAAGAGAUCGUAAUCGAAGAUGGGCUCGGACUCUCGGAUGAUUUGGCUGGACAAGCACGUAAGAUCGCUAUGGGAAUCCCUCCGAUCGUCAAGGUAGAAGGUUAAUCAAAACUCGACAGAGUAUUCGUUGUUACCUAAUUUUAUCCAAUUUCUCUCAUGUGUUGUUAUUUUUUCCCCCCUGUCCUCCCUAUAUUCUUGUUUCUUUUGUUUUGUCGGAAAAGAUAUUAAUACGAAAGUAUAAGAUAAAAUUUAUAGAAUCAUCCACACAUCUUUAUCCCCAAGUUCAGUUCCUUUUGACGUCUUUUUUUCAUCUCCUUCCUUUUGUCAAAGGGGGAAGAAAACCUUAACUUGUGUGUGAACCAUCAGAAGAUUUUACAGAUGUAAAUAAUUCCCUUUCAGAUCAAUCUCUUAUUAGAAUGCAGAUUGCUGUACGGUUUCUUCGUAGUACUACUGAAACAUAGAAGUGAU